GGCGAAUCAAGGCCAACUUGGAACGGACCAGCUUCGGCUUCGAGCUGCCUUGCAUUGUCCAUCCCGAGCCCGCCGUGCUAUGGCGACAGCACCUCUCCUCUGCGACUAGCACAGCCGACUGGGCCAGCCCAAACAAACCACCAUGGCGCGAAUACCCCUCGCCAUCGUCCUCCUCCUAGCCGUCCUGGCAACGCUAGCCAGCGCAUCGGUCCCCUCCUUCUGCAAAUGCACCUGUUUCCAAAACAGCACUAUCAUCCCGCUCGGCCCGCAACACGACAACAACAACAACAACAACCAGCCGGCACCACCACCCCCGAAGAAACCGUCCCCCUCCUCGAACCGCCCCGCCCCCUCCUCCCCAACAUCCCCCUCCGACACCAACACCAACACCAACCCCAACCCCUCCCAAUCCCAAUCAACCACCCUCGCAACCACCAACCCCCUCCACGCCCUCCGUGCCCUCCACCCCCGCGAAUCCUCCACCUCCUGCAAGCAAUGCAACCGGGCCUUCUGCCUGAAAUACAACCUGCCCAUCUGCAAGGACGCCGAGGAGAAGGACAUCAAGACGAGCUGUUUCCAGCGGGACAGCCCCAAGGACCGGGUGAUUGUGUGGGGGUUCAUCCUGGGCACGGCGGGCCUGCUGGGGUGGGCGGCGCUGCGGCGCGUGAUCGACUCGGCGCGGGAGCGGCGGCGGCAGCAGCAGCAGCAGGGAGGAGGUGGUGGGAUGGGGAUUGGAGGGGGGAGGUUCGGAGGGUUUGGGGGGUUGAUGGGUGGUGGUGCUGGGAGGGGCGGCAAUAGCGGGCGGGGUUUUAGCGCUGUGCCGGGAGGAGGGGCGGAUAGAGAGGUGUAUGAUCCAUUACAGGAUGGGCAUGACGAAGGUGUGACACGGGGCCCGGGAUGAAUAAUGGUGUUGAGGUUGUUGUGCUUAGUUCGAAGCGAGGCGCGUAUACGGAUCGGAUUCCGCUCGAGACGUUCCACAUAUGACGCGCGCAAGUUUGUGACGGCCAAUUGGUAUCUUUACCAACCCAUGAUGUUAAGAGCCUCACAGGAGACUG
Molecule: messenger RNA, 1055 nt
Organism: Chaetomium fimeti
Lineage: Eukaryota; Fungi; Ascomycota; Sordariomycetes; Sordariales; Chaetomiaceae
Exons: 2
Coding region: 143-901 (252 amino acids)
Source: RefSeq, a predicted model, not a curated record